Messenger RNA from Pristis pectinata (smalltooth sawfish), 5984 nucleotides. It is a transcript of the gene abcc10, whose product is annotated as ATP-binding cassette, sub-family C (CFTR/MRP), member 10. Gene Ontology annotation, cellular component: membrane. The record is from RefSeq and is a predicted model, not a curated record. NCBI's taxonomy places the organism in Eukaryota, Metazoa, Chordata, Chondrichthyes, Rhinopristiformes, Pristidae. Gene Ontology annotation, molecular function: ATP hydrolysis activity; ABC-type transporter activity; ATP binding. Bases 412 to 5046 code for a protein of 1544 amino acids. Gene Ontology annotation, biological process: transmembrane transport. The transcript is spliced from 22 exons.
AGGGUCCUGGAGCCUCGGUCAGAGCGGGAGAGCAGCGUCUGCAGCCACUGCACAGGCGCUUUCAGCCUCCGGCUGCGGGGCGGCGCUCCACCCGCUCCACCGCCUCCCCGCAGCCGGGGCGGCCCAUCUUGGUCCGGGACAGCAGGGUGACGCUGGUUGCCGGUGUGGUGUGAGGGUUGGUGUCGCCAGCGGAGGUGAAGCCGGUGAGGGGGGAUCCCAGCCCUGCGACGGGGACCGUUCCCUUUCCUCCGUCAGGCAUCGCUCACCCCGCACCACCGACGCGUCCGCCUGUGGAGGCGCACCCACCGCCCCCCCCGCGCCCCUCAGCUGGGCGGGGGCACGUCCAGAGCCGGCCGGUGUACGGGGCGGCCACUUAAAGGUAUUCCCUGAUGCUGUGGUUGCUACCCUGGCAUGGCUGACUUCCUGGCUGCGUUGUGUGACUCUGAUCCUUCUAACCCAUUUCCACUGUGGCAAAAUGGUAGCGUUGGAUACUGCUUCACUCAGCUAGUUCUCAAUGUGGUGCCACAUGCUGCCCUGGCCUUUGCCAGUGCUUGUUAUCUUAACACCCCUCGAUCUCGCUGGCAGAAUUUCGCAUGGAGCUGGGAAUGCAGGAUUAUCAUUUCUUUCGUUAUGUUGGCUCUUUUCCUCAUUGACGUGGUGGCAAUCAUCUUUUUUCCAAACCUGAAUACUCUAUGGCUGGAGGUGUUGGUGGACUCUGUUGCUGUGGUAGCCUGGCUUGUUCAUGGACUGGCAAUGAUAGCACUCAGCAGAUCGCAGUAUGGACGCUCGUUAGGUCCAACAGUACUGAUGAUCUUUGCCAUCCUGCCUGCCCCUGCGUUAAUUAUCAUUCUGGUAGCUGAUUGUCAGAAUGGACAAGUCACAUGCUCAGAAUACCUCUCAAGCUGGCUGCGAUUCAUUUUGAUCAGUGCAGAAUUAAGUUUGCUUCUUGCUUAUAUCGUUGUGCUUGUUGCCUCCCACUCUAGAAGAGACGAACAGGGUUCUGAACGGGAGCCCCUGUUGCAGGGUGUGAGUACCGGACCUGAGGAACAGAUUGCAGCCGAGGAGGGGACGAGUUGGGUCUCUCGCCUCUUCUACUUCUGGAUGAACCCCCUGAUGAAGCAAGGGUAUAAUCGUCAGAUUGCCCAGCCCAACAAUGUCUACCAGCUUCCGCCAAAACUUCGCACCGAAACCAUUGAAGAACUUUAUCGCAAAUGCUGGCAGAGGUGUGCACUCAUAGCAUCAAAGAAGGAAACUAAGCAACCUGGACAGAAACCUCAACCUGAUAGGAGUCGGAGCCCCCAUGGAAAUUCAUGGAGUGAUCGAAGAUGGUCUGGGGCGAGCCAGGAAGAGAGCACGCCUGCAAACAAAGACACGGAAGUGCGCCUGUUGUCGGUCUUGCACAAAGCCUUUGGAUUUCGUUAUUACUCCCUGGGGAUAUUGAAGUUUAUGGGCAACAUGUUAGGCUUUGCAGGACCUCUGCUUUUAAACCUGCUGGUCAGUUUCAUGGAGUCUGGCACCAAGCAGAUGACAAAGGGCAUCUGGUACACACUGGGACUGUUCCUGAGCACCUUUGCAGGUGCCGCCAUCCUCAACCAAUUCAACUAUCAAGUCAUGAUGGUUGGCAUGUCAGUUCGGGCAGCUCUGAUCUCUGCCAUCUAUCGCAAAGCCUUGCGUGUCAAUGCCACUACUCUGUCCAGAUUCUCCGUGGGUGAGAUUGUCAACUUCAUGAGCACUGACACAGACCGGAUAGUGAAUUUCUUUCCCAGCUUUCACGAGGUGUGGAGCCUACCAUUUCAGUUUAGUAUCACUCUGUACCUUCUGUACCAGCAGGUUGGUGUGGCUUUCCUAGGGGGCCUUAUUCUAGGGUUACUACUGGUACCAAUAAACAAGAUCAUUGCCAACAUCAUAAUGGAGAAUAACAAGAAAAUGCUCGGGCAUAAGGAUUCCAGAGUCAUGCUGAUGACUGAGGUUCUGUUUGGAAUGCGGAUAAUAAAGUUCUACACCUGGGAAGACCACUUCAUUGAAAAAGUUGAUAAUUACAGGAAGAAGGAGCUGCACCAUCUCAGAAUCAUUAAGUAUCUCGAUGCAGUUUGUGUUUACAUGUGGGCAGCCCUUCCCGUCGUGAUCUCCAUAGUCACCUUUGUCACCUACACCCUGAUGGGACACCAGCUUACUGCAGCCAAGGUGUUCACAGCCUUGGCUUUGGUGGGAAUGCUGAUCAUGCCCCUGAAUAACUUCCCCUGGGUCCUGAAUGGGAUAUUGCAGGCAAAGGUCUCCUUGGAUCGGAUCCAGCGCUUCUUGUUGCUCUCUGACCAGGAUCUCCGCACCUACUACAGGGCAGGCAGACCCGAUGAUCCUAACUCAGCAAUUGAGCUGCAUAACGCUACCUUCUCCUGGAAACCCAGUGAAACUUCUGAUGAUCAAAGUAAUGGGAAUGGCGAGACUGAGCAAGACAGCAGCCUGAUGCUCUUGAAUCUGAAUCUGAUGUUGACAAAGGGGCAGCUGAUAGGAAUUGUUGGGAAAGUGGGCUGUGGCAAGAGCUCACUGUUAGCAGCAAUAAUGGGAGAACUCAACAGGCUUGAGGGAGAAGUGUACAUCUCAACACAAGUGGAAGGCUUUGGCCUAGCUGCUCAGGAGUCCUGGAUUCAGUUUGCUACAAUCCGUGAGAACAUACUAUUCGGAAAUCAAUUUGAUGCCAAGCGUUACCGGGAGGUGAUCGAGGCAUGUGCGCUCUUGGAGGAUCUUGAGGUCCUGCCGAAUGGUGACCAGACGAGCGUUGGAGAAAGUGGAGUGACUCUCAGUGGUGGGCAGAAAGCCCGCAUUGCCUUGGCCAGAGCAGUUUACAUGGACAAAGAUGUGUACCUUCUUGAUGACCCACUAGCUGCAGUGGAUGCAGACGUGGCCAAUCGCCUCAUGAAGAACUGUAUCCUGGGAAGUUUGAAAAAUAAGACCGUUAUCCUUUGCACACACCGGACGGAAUUUUUGGAAGAAGCUGACAUGGUGGUGAUGAUGGAAAAUGGGCGGAUAGUAAAAACGGGUACCCCUGAGGAAGUCCUGAAAACAGAAGAGGAAAAUGCCAAGACCAAAAAAAAGUCAAAAAAGAAAGCUGCAGCAAAGGAAAAAGGCCCGGAAGUGGACGAGAAGGAGAUGGAGGAGGAGCAGAAAGAGCCAGCUGAAGAAACUAUGGAGGUCCAACUGGAGGCCAGAGAGGACGAAGACGAGGAGAAGAAGGUGGGAACCGUGGCCCUGAAUGUGUACCGAUCAUACUGGCUGUCGAUUGGCAGAUGGCUGGCAUUCCUCAUACUCUUCUCAAUGUUCCUCAUGCAAGCCACUCGUAACUUGUCCGAUUGGUGGCUCUCCCACUGGAUCUCUCACCUGCAGAACAAAAAUGGCUCCAUACCAAGCAACCAUUCAACGUGGGACUAUUCCCGACAGAAGAUGCGAUUCAUUCGGUCCCUCUCCAUACAAGAACUGUCACCAGAUGUCAAAUUGUUCCUGAUAAUUUUUGGUGGCAUUGCUGCUGCAAACACUGCAUUCACGGCAGUUCGAGCCUUUCUCUUUGCCUGUGGUGCUAUCCAUGCCGCUGUGGUUAUUCACAACAAACUUUUACUUCGUGUAAUGAAGGCCACAACGUCGUUUCUUGACACAACUCCCAUUGGACGCAUUGUGAACCGUUUCUCUACAGACCUCUACAGUGUGGACGACACGCUUCCCUUCAUCCUCAACAUCUUCCUGGCCACUCUGUAUGGCCUGCUGGGCAUGGUGCUGAUGAUCAGCUACAGUCUGCCAUGGAUCAUGCUGAUCCUGGUGCCGCUGGGCAUCAUUUACUUCUACCUGCAACGCUACUACCGCUUCACUUCCAGGGAGCUCAAGCGCCUGACUGCCAUCACUCUCUCCCCAAUCUAUACACAGUUCUCCGAGACACUGAAGGGUCUCACCACUGUCCGGGCAUCGCGGGCCAUCGUCAGGUUUGAGAAGGAGAACAGCCGUCGCCUUGAACUGAACCAGCGCUGUCUUUACGCUGCCAAUACUGCCAUGCAGUGGCUCGACAUCAGGCUGCAGAUGAUUGCUGUUACUGUAGUGACGUCCAUCGCUGUCAUUGCUGUCAUUGAGCACAGCCUGAGCCGUGGCAGUCCUGGCCUCGUGGGUCUCGCGCUGUCCUACGCCCUGUCAAUCACAAACCUACUCUCCGGAGCCAUUUCUAGCUUCACACAAACUGAAACACAGAUGGUGAGUGUGGAGCGCUUGGAUGAGUAUACCACCGAAAUUCCCAGUGAGCCUCAGGAUGACUCUGUUGAGGUGUCUUCCACAUGGCCACAGCGUGGUCUGAUCUUAUUCCAAGAUGUGGUCCUUGUGUAUCGGCCCGGACUACCGACUGUGCUCAACGGAAUUAACGUCAAGAUUAAUCCUGGUGAGAAAGUUGGGAUUGUGGGACGGACAGGUUCAGGAAAGUCCUCUCUCUUCCUGGCAUUAUUUCGGAUGGUGGAGUUGACUGAGGGUCAGAUUUUCAUCGACAGUGUUGACACUCGAACUGUCAGUUUGUUAGAACUUCGAUCAAGGAUGGCUAUUAUCCCACAGGAUCCAUUCCUGUUCAGUGGCACAGUGCGCGAAAACCUGGACCCACUGACCCACCACACGGACCAGGAGCUAUGGGACGUGCUUCACCAGUGUCACCUACUGGAGGUCACCCACAGAAUGGGUGGAUUAAACGCAGAGCUGGGUGAGAGAGGGAAGAAUUUAUCCAUCGGACAGAAGCAACUGAUGUGCCUGGCGAGGGCACUUCUCACAAAAAGUAAGAUUCUGUGCAUCGAUGAAGCCACAGCCAGUGUGGACCAGAAAACAGAUCAGCUGCUGCAGGAGACAAUACGAAGGCAGUUUGCAGAGAAAACAGUAUUAACGAUCGCCCACAGGAUUAACACAAUAAUGGAUUCUGACCGAGUCUUGGUGAUGGACGCUGGCACAUUGAAGGAGUUUGACUCACCGGACGUUCUCUCUGAGGACCGGGAUUCCUACUUCUACCAUCUCAUACACAGUGAUGAGCUGUAGUGGAGGUGCUGUAGCCCCCGGAUGACAUGCCCACCAUGGACUCAGGUCUUAGCUCUGUCUGCACUUAACGUUCGCAGAGCUGACGGUCUGGGUUAGGGAGCCAGGAAGCUAAAUGCACCGUCUGCACUUCAAGCAGCAAAGGGAAAACACAAGGCACAGGGUUUGAAAUAUAUUGGAGAUGGUGAGAAUGAUGCUGAUGGUGUCUGAUCCUCAGUUACCUGGCCUUUCGCUUGGGCUGGGAACCAUAAUCCAUCUGAGGAAAAAGCUACUGUGUCCUUCCAUUCACUCUGGUAAUGACUGACCAAUCUACCUCCUUCCUGCAGUUCUCCACGUUGCCCCUUUACCCUGUUCCUGUCUCACUCUCACUCCCUCUUGCAACUUCCCCUCAUUACUCGCUCCGUUUCUCCCUCUCCGAGAUUCCGCAUUCAUUCUCAUGGCCCCCUCAGACCCUCGCGUACCUCUCAUGUCCUGCACAACAUCCUGUUCAUUCCUUGCACUCUCACACUUACCUCUCCAGCCCUGGUUGUGUUGAGUUUCUUUUGUUCCCUUUUGUUAACUUUUCUCCCCUCCCUGUGCCUGCCCUUCAUUGCCUUCCACCAUUCACUGUGAUGGGGCUCAUGAUGCUGCUCAAUGAUGCAAUCUUCUUGGUAACUGCCGUUUCUACUGACAGAGCCACCCAGGGCAGAACUGAGUGGGCUGUUACCUAAUUUAGCCCAUUGACCACGCACCUGCUUGGUUGGGUGCACUUGUGUUCUCCUGGGUCUCUCAGUCCCAUGAUCUGUCUGCUGUUGCAAUGACAUUUGAUAAUGGAGGGUAUAUGCAUGAAUGUCUGAUAACUGAUCAGCUUGUAGACUUGUUGUUGGGGUGCCUUCUCUUCGGUGAAUCAGUCAUGAGACCCCUGUACUGUAUAAAUAAAUUCAGCACCCACACAGACUUCC